Panicum virgatum (switchgrass) is the source of this 569-nucleotide messenger RNA. RefSeq lists its product as uncharacterized. The transcript has a single exon. The record is from RefSeq and is a predicted model, not a curated record. The coding region runs from base 28 to 549 and encodes 173 amino acids. NCBI's taxonomy places the organism in Eukaryota, Viridiplantae, Streptophyta, Magnoliopsida, Poales, Poaceae.
UAAAUAAUAUUAUCUAUAUACUAGAUCAUGGACUCUUGGGAAGAGGAAGUUAGGAGAUUCAUGUUAGAGGAAGAAGAAGAGGAUGAUGAAUUAUUUUUUGUUCUGGUCCCCGCACUUCAAUUGGGCAUGUAUGAUGAGAAAGAGCCAGAGCACACCUCAGUUUUGACCGGUCCAAAAUAUGUCAAAGAAGUCUUAGAAGGUCAUGAGAGGUGGUGUAAAGUGGACUUUAGGAUGGAAUCUGAGAUUUUUAGAGCUAUAGUACACUUUCUUAGAGUGGAGAAUCUAUUACGUGACACGCGUGGUGUUAUGAUUGAAGAGCAGUUUGCAAUGUUUAUGUUCAUGCUCUCUCAUAAUGCGAGCACCGAGAGGCUAAAAAAGAGAUUCCAACAUAGUGGUGAGACUAUACAUAGGAAAAUUACAGAGUUCUUCGAUAUAAUUCCAGCCCUUACUCAUAAGUUUCUGAAGCUUCCAGAUGUAUACCAAACACAUGUCAAGAUUGCGUCCGACCCUCGAUAUAUGCCUUUCUUCCAGGUUAGUUAUAGGUACUAGAUACUUGGCCCAAUCAUAAC